CUUCCGGCCCCGGCGGCCGCGAUGGAGGCGGCGCCGCGCGUCUCCUUCGGGGUGGUCGCGGACAUCCAGUACGCAGACGAGGAGGACGGCUGCGACUUCUUAGGGCGCCGGCGGCGGUACUACCGGCACAGCCUGCGCCUGCUGCGGGCCGCCGUGGAGGCGUGGGCAGCCGAGCAGCCGCCGCUCGCCUUCGUGCUGCAGCUGGGCGACUGCAUCGACGGCGUCAACGCGCGGCGCGGCGCGGCCGAGGGCGCUCUGGAGCGGGUGCUGGCGGCGCUGCGGCGGCUGCCGGUGCCGGUGCACCACGCCUGGGGCAACCACGAGCUCUACAACUUUUGCCGGAACCGCCUGGCAAGCAGCGGCCUCAACAGCCGCCCCGCCGCCGCCCCCGCCGCCGGGCCGCCCGCGGGGCCGCCCGGGGACUGCCAUGCCUACCACUUCAGCCCGGCCCCGCGCCUCCGCUUCGUCCUGCUCGACGGCUACGACCUGAGCGUGCUGGGCAGGGACCCGGUCAGCCCCCGUCACCGGGAGUCCUUGCGGCGGCUGAGGGAGAAGAACCCCAACGAGAACCUCAACAGCCCGGCAGGGCUCAAAGAACCCCAGUUUGUAGAGUUUAAUGGAGGAUUUAGCCAAACCCAGCUGGACUGGUUCGAUGAAGUUCUCAAGUUCUCUGAUGAAAAUCAAGAAAAAGUUGUAGUUACGGGUCAUCUGCCCAUUCAUCCAGAUGCUUCAGACAAAGUUUGUUUAGCCUGGAAUUACGAAGAUGCGCUUUCAGUCAUACACUCUCAUCAAUGUGUCGUCUGCUUUCUUGCAGGACACCUGCAUGAUGGUGGCUAUUGUUUAGACUCACAUGGUGUUCAUCAUCUGACUUUGGAGGGGAUUAUUGAGACUCCACCAGAAAGCAAUGCCUUUGGAACUAUUUAUGUCUAUGAUGAUAAAAUGGUAUUAAAGGGAAGGGGCAGAAUUUCAGACAGAGUUAUGUAUUUCUAAAAAUGGAUCAGUGAUGAUGGAGCAUGGUUACUGUCUCUGGGUUGCUGCAUGGGUUCUGCUUUCCAGGACCAGAAAUUCUGCGAGUUGUGACAGUGACUAUGUCUGCUGAUGGCAGUCGAGCAUGCAUCUCACAGAAAAUAAAGAAGUUUUCACUGGAUUUUCUUUAGAAAAAUAGGAUUUACUACUUUGUCAAAACAGUAAUUACAAUUAAAGAUAAUAAAAACAUUGA
Messenger RNA from Oxyura jamaicensis (ruddy duck), 1219 nucleotides. It is a transcript of the gene ADPRM, whose product is annotated as ADP-ribose/CDP-alcohol diphosphatase, manganese dependent. The transcript is spliced from 4 exons. Gene Ontology annotation, molecular function: manganese ion binding; CDP-glycerol diphosphatase activity; 2',3'-cyclic-nucleotide 2'-phosphodiesterase activity. The coding region runs from base 22 to 990 and encodes 322 amino acids. NCBI's taxonomy places the organism in Eukaryota, Metazoa, Chordata, Aves, Anseriformes, Anatidae. The record is from RefSeq and is a predicted model, not a curated record.